CAUGCGCCCUGCAGAUCGCUUGCCGCACACGUCUCCACGGAGGGGAGUGUUGCAGAGCCUUGUCGUUCUGACCCGAGGAGCCCUGCCUGAGAGCCUUUGGCAGAAAUGUCUAAUGCAAAAGAAAGAAAACAUGCUAAGAAAAUGAGAAAUCAGCCCACCAACGUGACUUUAUCCUCUGGCUUCAUGGCGGAUAGAGGUACAAAGCACUAUAAUGGAGGUGGGAAAUCUUUCCAAGCUCAAAAACAAGAGCUUCUUCCUGGAACUUCACGACCGCGGCAUACCAAAAUGAUCCACCAUUCCCCAGUUGAUACUGAUGUGAAUGAACAGUCUUCCUCCAAAAUAAUGUUUAAAAAAAAGGGAGGAUGGAAAGCAGGUCCUGAGGGCACCUCUCAGGAGAUUCCCAAGUAUAUAACUGCUUCUACUUUUGCUCAAGCCCGAGCUGCUGAAAUCAGUGCUAUGUUGAAAGCAGUGACCCAGAAAUCUUCUAAUUCACUGGUUUUCCAGACGCUGCCCCGGCACAUGAGACGGAGAGCCAUGAGCCACAAUGUCAAACGCCUUCCCAGGCGGUUGCAGGAAAUCGCCCAGAAAGAGGCAGAGAAAGCAGUGCACCAGAAAAAAGAACAUUCAAAAAAUAAAUGCCAUAAAGCUCGAAGAUGUCACAAAAACCGGGUGCUAGAAUUUAACCGUAGACAAAAGAAGAACAUAUGGUUAGAGACUCACAUCUGGCACGCCAAACGGUUUCACAUGGUCAAGAAGUGGGGCUACUGUCUCGGGGAGAGGCCGACAGUCAAGAGCCACAGAGCCUGCUACCGAGCCAUGACAAACCGUUGCCUUCUCCAGGAUCUAUCCUACUACUGUUGUUUGGAGCUGAAGGGCAAAGAGGAAGAAAUACUGAAGGCACUUUCUCCGAUGUGUAGCAUAGACACAGGACUGACUUUCGCAGCAGUUCACUACUUGUCUGGAAAACGCCAAGGUAGUGUCAUACUUUACCGGGCAAAUAAAUACCCUAGAGAGAUGCUGGGGCCUGUUACGUUUAUUUGGAAGCCUGAGUGGACCCCUGGUCACACUUCUGAGAGCAGGCAGUUAUGGAUCUGGCUUCAUCCAACUCUGAAACAGGAUAUUUUAGAGGAAAUAAAAGCAGCGUGCCAGUGUAUGGAACCCAUCAAAUCAACUGUCUGUACCCCGGAGCCCCUGCUGACACCAUCGCAGGAAAAAAGCCAAAUGGAACUACCUGAUGAGAGAAUUGGCAAGAAAAGAAAACGGAAAGAUGAUGGAGAAAAUGCUAAACCAGUUAAAAAAGUCAUCGGUGAUGGAACUAGAGAUCCACAUCAACCAUAUUCUUGGGUCUCUCCAGCCACAGGCGUUAUAAUCAGUGAUUUGACGAUGGAGAUGAACAGGCUCCGGUUGAUCGGUCCACUUUCCCACUCCAUCCUAACUGAGGCACUAAAAGCUGCUUCUGUCCAUACCGAGGGAGAGGACACAGAGAAGACACCUCACCAUUGGUGGAUUGAAACCUGUAAGAAUCCUGAUAGCGUUUCCCUUCAUCACAAACAAGAAGCCAUUUUUGAAUUGUUGGGAGGAAUAACAUCACCAGCAGAAAUUCCAGCCGGUACUAUUUUGGGACUGACAGUUGGGGAUCCUCGAAUAAAUUUGCCUCAAAAGAGGUCCAGAGUUUUGCCCAACCCAGAAAAAUGCCAAGAUAAUGAGAAAGUUAGACAGCUGCUUCUGGAGGGUGUGCCUGUGGACUGUGCGCAUAGCUUUAUUUGGAACCAAGCUAUCUGUAAGAAUGUCACAGAGAAUAAAAUCUCGGAUCAGGAUUUAAACCGGAAGAGAAGUGAAUUGUUGGUGCCCGGGUCACAGCUUGUUUUAGGUCCCCGUGAAUCCAAGAUACCUGUACUUUUGAUUCAACAGCCAGGAAGGGUGACUGGUGACGACCGACGAGGCUGGGGAAGUGGCUGGGAUGUCCUGCUCCCAAAGGGCUGGGGCAUGGCUUUCUGGAUUCCAUUUAUCUAUCGAGGUGCAAGAGUUGGUGGGUUAAAAGAGGCUGUGGUGCAUUCUCAGUAUAAAAGAUCGCCUGACGUCCCUGGUGAUUUCCCAGACUGCCCUGCUGGGGUUCUUUUUGCUGAAGAGCAAGCCAAGGGUCUCCUUGAAAAGUACAAAAGGCGCCCUCCUGCAAAACGGCCCAACUAUGUUAAGCUUGGCACUCUGGCACCUUUCUGCUAUCCCUGGGAGCAGUUAACUCAAGAGUGGGAAUCAAGAGUCCAGGCCCAAGAGAAAUCACCUGUAGCUUCCUCUCCACGUGGCGAGGAGAGUAACUUGAAAAGAGAGAAGGUGCCUUGUACCCCCAUGCCUGAAAAAUCCGAUCAGCUGUCUGAUGAAGUGGGCAUGUCUCUGAGCAGCCCCAGCGAGCCCAGAGAAGUGAUGGACACAGAGUGUCCAGCCCAGAUGGGGACUGAGUGGGUAACAGGACCAGCUGCCACCAGCAGUCUCCUCUGCGUUCUUAGGAGUAGAAAAUCACUGAAGCAGCUGUCAGCCUGGUGUGGGCCCAGUUCUGGACCCCGUUGGGCAGCCCAGCGAGCUCCCAGCAGCGGGCAGCAAGCAUUGACCAGAGAGGCCUGCCUGUCCAUCUUGGACCGUUUCCCCAGGGCCCUGGUAUGGGUCAGCCUGUCCCUGCUGGGGAAGGGCAGCCCCGAGCCGCACACCAUGAUCUGUGUUCCAGCCAAGGAGGAUUUCCUCCAGCUCAGUCAGGAUCGGCUGUACUGUGGGCCCCACGAAUCCAAGCACAGUGACCCAUUCAAGAGCAAGAUCCGGAAACAGAAAGAGAAGAAGAAAAUAGAGAAGAGGCAGAACCGAGGGUGCACUGUGUCUGAGGGUCCGGCCGGGGCAUACCCUGCGGCUGGGCACCACGCUCUGACCCUGGGCUUGUGGUCAGGCCCUCUCCCGGAUGUGACUUCUCAUUGCUCCAGAGUUCUCCUUGGCUUUGUCACCCAGGGAGAUUUCUCCAUGGCUGUGGGCUGUGGAGAAGCCCUGGGGUUUGUUAGCUUGACGGGUCUGCUGGAUAUGCUGUCCGGCCAGCCAGCCGCAGAGAGGGGCCUAGUGUUGCUGAGGGCCCCUGCCUCUUUGCAGUAUCGGUUUGCGAGAAUUGCCGUGGAGGUGUGAAUGCUGGUUUACGUCCUUGCAGGGCGUAGAUGUUAGCUGUUUGCCAAGUCCCACCACUGGAGAGCUUUGUUUUUGCCAUGUUCUGUUUUAAAAUACCACGUGAAAUGCCUUGGAGACCAGAAUAAAAGAAUUCUGUGUUAUGCA
Molecule: messenger RNA, 3303 nt
Organism: Leopardus geoffroyi (Geoffroy's cat)
Lineage: Eukaryota; Metazoa; Chordata; Mammalia; Carnivora; Felidae
Gene: POP1
Product: POP1 homolog, ribonuclease P/MRP subunit
Exons: 16
Coding region: 106-3159 (1017 amino acids)
Biological process (GO): tRNA 5'-leader removal
Cellular component (GO): nucleolar ribonuclease P complex; ribonuclease MRP complex
Source: RefSeq, a predicted model, not a curated record